Humulus lupulus (European hop) is the source of this 7872-nucleotide messenger RNA. RefSeq lists its product as uncharacterized. The transcript is spliced from 15 exons. The record is from RefSeq and is a predicted model, not a curated record. Lineage: Eukaryota; Viridiplantae; Streptophyta; Magnoliopsida; Rosales; Cannabaceae. Bases 69 to 7649 code for a protein of 2526 amino acids.
CGUACCAAAAGAGGAACUCGUAAAAACAGAUCUUGCAAGAGUUGGAUUUCGCUUUUGGUAAUGUAGAGAUGGAUUUUCAGGGAAUGAAGAGGAAGGAGCUUCAAGCUUUGUGCAAGACUCAUGGAAUUCCAGCUAAUUUGACCAACCGUGAAAUGGCAGAUCGGCUCAAUCUGCUUCUCAAGGAAGGUGAAACUUCUGUACCAGAGGGUUUGUGCGAAAUUGAUAGUGAAGUUCAUUCUGUGGUUGUUGGAAAGAAGGUGAAGAAAGUGACGUUUAGUCCUGAAAAUGAGACAUUUGUGUUUGUGGGUACGGAUGUAGACUCGAACUCGGAUUCUGAUUACAGUUCCAGACCGAAGAAGGGGAAUUCGAGGAAGAGGAGGUCAACGAGUAAGAAUGUUGUAGUGAAGAUGAACGUUAAGGAAAACCCAGUUAGAGUAACAAGAGCUAGAGCGCAGAGUGAUGUUGAAGAAGAUUUGAAGGCAGUUUCUUUGGCUGUUGCUGGGAGAAAGAGAGGUAGAAAAGGAAAGGAAACUGUUGAUGUUUGUGAUAAGCCGGCUCCGGUUGUUGAUGAUUCUACUGGACGUGAUGAACCGAAGAAAGAAGAGGGUGUUCGGCAGUUGAGAGGUAGAAAUGUGGUGAUUGAAGCUGAUGGGAAUGGAGAAGAAGGAGAUGUAGCCGUUCCAAGCAAGAAAAAAUCGCUUGGAGGUUCCAAGAAGACGAGGGGUGGUAAAGGCAGUAAUGGGUUUCUUUCAGCGGAUGUAACUUUAGAAGAGAAUCUCAUUGCAGAGGCAGCCAAUCCCCAAAAAAUAAUGAAACGUUCGCACCUGAACGAGUCAAAGGAUGAAGACUCUAAUGCUUUGAGCCAAGAUUUGGGUAAAACUGAUGUUGGGAUUCGGACUAGAAGGUCUAAGACUCAGAUGAUUGUGGCUAAGGAUGAAGGCUCUAAUGCCUUGACUGAGGAUUUGGGGAAAGCGGUUGUUGAGGGUAGGACAAGAAGGUCUAAGACUCAGAUGAAUGUGGCUAAGGAUGAAGGCUCUAAUGGUUUGACUGAGGAUUUGGGGAAAGCUGAUGUCGAGGGUAGGACCAGAAGGUCUAAGAUUCAGAGGAAUGUUGCAAAAGAUGAAGACUCUAAUGCCUUGACUAAGGAUUUGGGGAAUGCUGAUGUUGGGGUCAGGACCAGAAGGACCAGGACUCAGAUUAACGAGAAUGAUUUUGCAGAAACAAAGAACGAAUGUCAAAAUGUUCUUCAACUUGAAGAACCUUUGAAGGGUCCAGCCAGAAGAACUAAGACGCAAAGGAAGGUGGUAGUGGAUGAAGGCUCUAAGGCUUUGACUGAUGAUUUAGCGAAAGCUGGUGUUGAGGGCAGGACCAGAAGGUCUAGGGCUCAGAUUAAUGGGAAUGGUGUUUUUGAAGAAACAAAGAAAAGUUGUCAAGAUGUUCUCCAACUGGAAGAACCUUCGAAGGGUUUAGGCAGAAACUCACUGAGGAGGAAGUCUGUUGCUGGCAAGAAGGGAAGGGUGGCAAGUGAAACUUUUGCUGGUGAAUCUAUUGAACAUGGACCAAUGUUGAAUAUGGAACCCAGUAAAAGAUCAAAGAAAACAAAAGUGGAUGAUGUUCCUAAAAUUGAGCCUAAUGGUGAUACUGUGAAGCAAUUAUUACCUGAUGGCCCCUCAAGAAGGACCAGGCGAAAUACUAUAUUGUUUAGUUCUGCUGCUAGUACUACUACCGAUGAGCAGUUGACAACUCGUGAGACUGCUGGAAGGGUGAAUUUAUCAAUUGAAGAACCAUUAGAAAGAUGUGCUAAUGUUGCAGCUAAGCCUGCAAGGAAGUCUACUCGUGAUGCUUCUAGUCAGAUUUUAACUGAAAUAUCUGACAAAUUGGGAGAAGUUGCUAGGAAGUAUGGGCAAGAAAAGAAAACUCAGGAGCUGGUGUUGAACGAACAAAGUUUAGUGAUUGCUCAUGAACCUGUAAAUACUUCCAAAGGAAAAAUUGUUGAACUUGUGGAAUUGACAACAGCAGUUCUAAAAAAGAAUAAGCAGCAUGAAGAGAGGAAGCAAGGGGAUGGUUUGUUUUCAAAUGAUGCUUUGCCCCUCAAGGAGCCACCUGUGAUUGAUGAUGAGUCAAUUAAUGCUUUGCCCCUCAUGGAAUCACCUGUGAUUGAUGAUGGGUCAAAUAAUGCUUUGCCCCCCAAGCAAGGGGAUGGUUUGUUUUCAAAUGAUGCUUUGCCCCUCAAGGAGCCACCUGUGAUUGAUGAUGAGUCAAUUAAUGCUUUGCCCCUCAUGGAGUCACCUGUGAUUGAUGAUGGGUCAAAUAAUGCUUUGCCCCUCAAGGAGCCACCAGUGAUUGAUGAUGAGUCAAAUAAUGCUUUGCCCCUCAAGGAGUCACCUGUGAUUGAUGAUGAGUUGGCUGUGGUAGAAGCUUCAAUAAGCAGAAAUGAGCCUGGUUUUGUUGAGGUUUCUGCUGUUAAUGAUGAAUUGGUCGAUGUUUCACGAAGUUUAGUCGUUGAUAUUUCACCAAAUCUGGUUGUUGAUCUUGCAUUGAGUAUGGAGAGUCAGGUAUCAGCAUCUGUAGUUGAUAAUAGUGCUGCAGAACACGUUGUGAAUGGGAAUGAAAACAACACAGCAGAAGAAGGCAAAGAAAAGUUUCUGGAAAAGAUUGUAGAGAGCGACAUGGAAGAUCAGUCAUUGAAUGCAAGUGGCGACCCUGGUGAUUAUAAAUUAGUAUUGACAGAAUAUCCAAAUAAUGAGCACUUGGACUCGACAGUUAAUGAUUUGUCACCUAUCUAUGAUGAAGAUUCUGAAGGUGGAUAUAAAAGCAUGAACCAAGGAAGUGAUGAAGUAGAUAAUCAAUCUGCUGAGAAUGACAAAGCUAAUAAUAUACAAGAGGAUCAGUACUUGGCAGAUUUGAACCCCAAUGAGAACUUAGAACCGAUUCAAGAUCAUGUAAAUGAUAGUCAAGAAGAGAAGGUAGGGACAAUAAUUGGUACAACUUGUUUGGAAUGUAACAUUGAACAAGGUGUGUUAAAGGAAGAAGUCGAACCUGGGUUUCUGCCUCAUUUUCCCUUGGAGAAGUUGCCAGAGGGAAGAGAGUGUGAAUCUCCAAGUGCUAUAAAUGAGAUUGCAUCUAUAAAGGAGGAAUCAAAUGAAGAUGGACAAAUUCAGCAGCCAUAUCUCGGUGAACUUGACAAUCACAAAGAUGUUGCUUCGGAGUUGAAUAGAGAUCCUUCAUUUUCUGCUCAUGAUCUCAUCUCCAUGGCUGACCAAGUUAAUGUAGAAGAUGAGCGGGAGGAGUUGGGGGGAAAGAAGUGUGAAUCUCCUAGUAACUCAAAUGAGGAGGCGCACACAACUUGUGAAGUUAUAAAGGAGGAAUCGAACGAUGUUGCUUCAGAUUUUAGUAGAGAUCCUUCCGUUUCUUCUCAUGAUUUCAUCCCCACGGCUGACCAAGUUAAUUUAGAAGAGAAGAUUGACAAGUUGGAGGGAAAGAAGUGUCAAUCUUCUAUUAACUUAAAUGAGAUGGCACCCUUAUCUUGCGAAGUUAUAAAGGAGGUAUCAAACGAAGUUAUGCAUACUGUGCAGGAAAUUCAGCAACCUCAUAGUGAACUUGACAAUCAUGUUGCUUUGGAGUUGGAUACAGGUGCUUCACCAGCUGCUCAAAAUCUCAUGUUUGAAAAUGACAAAGUUGAGGUAGAAGUUAAGUUAGAGGAGUUGCAAGAGGAACAGAAGUGUGGCAGUCCCAAGGGAUGUCCAAGCUCAGUACUGAAUGUUUAUUCAUCUCAUGGAGAUGAAUAUAGAUCUCAUAAUUCCAGUGGCGACACAGUUUAUACAACAGACGAAGAGGCAGAGAUCGAGGACUCAGGAAAUGGAGCUACCAAUGGCAAAAACCAGGAAAACGAUGCAGCCACUUCAGAGUUUUAUCAGGCCCGAGCCAAUUACCAUGAUGCUGCAGCAAAGGAUUUUGCUUUAGUAACCGACGUUGAUUGUAAGAUUGAGGAAGCAGUUGAAAACUCACAAAAUGUUGAUUGGUUUACUCCUUUACCAGAUAAUACAACCUCAGAACUUCCUGUUCAGUCUUCAGAGAUCACUGAUUUAGAAAUAAAUCUCGAUUUAGCAGAUGAAGUCCUUGUAGAAGCCAAUUUAGAAGGUGAGUAUGAUGAGAAGCGCAAUGAGGUUGAGGAGAUUUUGGCAAUGACUGAACAAGUUGAUGAAACCUCAGAGCUUCAGGUCCAAUCUUCAGAGACCACUGCUUCAGAAACAAUUAUGGGUUUAGGAGUUGGUGAAAAAGAGGGAGUUGAAAGAUCUUUUGAAGUCCUUGUAGAAGCCAAUUUAGAAGAGUAUGAUGAGAAGCACUGUGAGGUUGAGGAAAAUUUGGCAAUGAAUGAACAAGUUGAUGAAACCUCAGAGCUUCAGGUUCAGUCUUCAGAGAUCGCUGCUUCAGAAACAAUUAUGGAUUUAGGAGAUAGUGAAAAAGAGGGAGUUGAAAGAUCUUAUGAAGCCCUUGUAGAAGCCAAUUUAGAAGGCGAGGAUGAUGAGAAGCGCAAUGAGGUUGAGGAGAAUUUGGCAAUGAAUGAACAAAUUGAUGAAACCUCAGAGCUUCAGGUUCAGUCUUCAGAGAUCACUGCUUCAGAAACAAUUAUGGAUUUAGGAGAUGGUGAGAAAGAGGGAGUUGAAAGAUCUUAUGAAGCCCUUGUAGAAGCCAAUUUAGAAGGCGAGGAUGAUGAGAAGCGCAAUGAGGUUGAGGAGAAUUUGGCAAUGAAUGAACAAGUUGAUGAAUCCUCAGAGCUUCAUGUUCAGCCUUCAGAGAUCACUGCUUCAGAAACAAUUAUGGGUUUAGGAGUUGAAGGAUCUUAUGAAGUCCAUGUAGAAGCCAAUUUAGAAGGUGGUUAUGAUGAGAAGCACAAGGAGAUUGAGGAAAAGUUAACAAUGAAUGAACAAGUUGAAGAAGUUUCUGAAAGACAACUAGGAGAGCAUGGACAUCAUACUUCCCCGGCUGUCUCCGAAGAGCUGAUUUCAGAAGAUAGUGGAAAUCCUAAUGAGAGAGAGGAUGCAUUUGCCAUCAUCCAAGAGUAUUUAGAUAACGAGGUCCAUAUGGAUCUUGUGCACGAAGAAAGUGAACCAGGAGUUGCAGAAAAUAAGGGAUGUGAAAGUGGUGCGGUAGAAGGUGCAGAGACAAGUGGUGUGGCUGAGCAGAAUAUGCUGAAAGAUGGCGGAGAAGAAGAUAAAGAAGCUUAUGCUGAAACAACACUCAAUGAAGAUUUAGCUCUGGGUGCUACUGCAAGUGAUAUCAAUGAUAACUUGGUUGAAGAUGAAGUUCAAGCACAGAAUGACAGUGGUCCUGAUUCUAUAUUGAUUAAUUCACGAGAUAUCAAAGUAGUUUCAACUGAUGAAGCUUGUGACGAGAGCUUGGAUCAAAGAAUUGAUUUUGAUAGCAUUCAGGAUAGUACUAAGUUGGCUGGUGCAUCUCCGAUUUCACCACAGAAAUUUGAGGAUGAUUGCGGAUGCAACGAGAAAAUCAUUGCAGACAUUAAGACAUUAGCAGAAACCACAAUUGACAUAACCUUAACAGUUGGGGAGGAGUCUCCUUGUCAUGUGUAUAGGAAUCUUGUCACAGACAGUGUAGAAGUUGUGGAGGCUAACACUGACAGAGGAAGUGAUCUCAAAAAUGUGAAUUUAUCCAUAAAAGGAAAUGAAGAAUUUGGAACUGACCGUACGGCCUCAAGAUACCACAGAACUACGUUAGAAGGUGAUGAAACAGAUGAUGUUUGUCUGGGUCUCAGCAAUCUUUUCAGCAGCAAUAGCAGAAAGAUUGAUUCCGAAAAAACAUGGGACAUGCAUGAUUUGCAUUGUACAGAAAAUGUGGAAUCCUCUAGUGCAUCCAAGGACACUGAUGCAUUGGAAGAACUCUCCACAUUGAAGACUGAAAAGGACCGAAGAGGCAGUGGUAUUUGUCUGGAUCUCCACAAUCUUUUCAGUAGCAAUGACAGCAAGAUUAGUUCCGAAGAAGUAUAUGUAGAAGUUCUAGAAAACGUGGAAGUAUCUUUUGGUGGAUCCAAGGACUCUGCAGAUGUGGAAGAAAUUCUAGCACCUGAAAGGGAUGAUCAACAAUGCUUGGAUGAUUGCUCGGAUACUGCCCAAUUUAGUCAAUUAAUGCAAUUGACACCUCAAGAAAAUAAGGCAUUGGAGUGCAAAACAUUUGAAUGUGACAAUUUGAUGGGUGAAGCUAGUGAGGAGGUGAAAAAUGGGGAAGAUACUGUAGUUAGUAUUUCAAAAGUUUCUGCUUCGGUUGUGGAAGUUAAGAUUCAGAAUGAAAGUCACUUUGCUGCUUUACAUGAGCCCAUUAAUGAAAAUGAGAGAUCAAAGCAGUCUGUCAUCACCCAAUGUCUAGAUCUUGAUAUUUGUAACGCUGAGUCAUUUGAGUUUAAGGAAUCUACAGAGAUUAUUGGCAGCAUAACAGCUUUUACAAACACUGGUGGUGAAGAUAUCAACUCUGUAGAUGUGAGUGACAGAAGUGUAGAUAUGGUAGAAACAAGGGAGGUGAUCGAAGAUGUUUCAGAAGGAAACAUGACUGCUGCUUCAGAUGAGCCCAGCAGUGAAAAUGGAGGAUCAGCAGAGAAAGGUUUAUUCUCAGCGGAAUUGGGUGCUGAUGGUCUAAAGCAAGUGGAAAAUGAAAAUGUUGCUGAAGGCGUAAUCGACGCAAGUGAAGACAUGGUAGACACGGCAGAGCUGAGUAAUGAGUCAGAAACACAGGCAACAAGUUCCUAUGCUGCUGCUUCCGAUGAGCCCAGCAGUGAAAAUGGCGGAUCAGUAGAGAAAGGUAUAUUCUCAGCGGAAUUGGGCGCUGAUGGUCUAAAGCAAGUGGAAAAUGAAAAUGUUGCUGAAGGCGUAAACGACGUAAGUGAAGACUUGAUAGACACAGCAGAGCUGAGUAAUGUGUCAGAAACACAGGCAACAAGUUCCUAUGCUGCUGCUUUGGAUGAGCCCAUCAUUGAAAAUGGCGGAUCAGUAGAGAAAGGUAUAUUCUCAGCGGAAUUGGGUGCUGAUGAAAAUGAAAAUGUUGCUGAAGGUGUAAACGACGCAAGUGGAGACAUGGUAGACACAGCAGAGCUGAGUAAUGUGUCAGAAACACAGGCAACAAGUUCCUAUGCUGCUGCUUUGGAUGAGCCCAUCAUUGAAAAUAAUGUUACAGAAGAGAAAUGUAACAUUGGCUUUGAGCACGAUGAAGAUGAAUCUGCUGUGUUUGAGAGUUCUAUAGAAGCUGAUGAGGUUGAUGGCUUUAGUUCUGCUGCUUCAUUUAAGCCUACAACAGAAGGUAACAGAAACUAUUCAAAGCAAGUGGAAAUUUGUGUGAACAAAGGUGGUGACUCGGAACUGAAAGGAACAAAUGUGGACCAGUUUUCUUCAGCUCUUAGAAACGUUUCUUCCAAAUCAAGGCUACUGAAGUUGGAGUCACUUCAAGAGACUGGCAAGGAGGGCACAAGUGAUUCUGCUAUACCAAAGAAUAACAUUUUUUCAAUCCCAGCAACUCCAAAGAAUCAGAAGAAUUUUCAUGAUAUGAAAGAAAACAUGCCAAGCUCCAAGAGGGAACAUUUCAGCCUUACAGCCUCAAAAAGAUCACAAAAGAGAAGGCCUCUAGAGAAUUUGCCGAAUAUGUAGACAUCUUGCCUCUGGAAGAUGCAUAGAUUUGAAGUGACCUUCCUUAAUAUUCUGGCAUAUCUCAUGCAGAGUUUAGUUAGUGUUUGCUAAUUUAGUUAGUGUUUAGCUUGUGUUGUGUAAUUUGAGAUUCGCAAUUGUUGUGUAAUUUAGAAUUUAGAUAUUCUUGGAGAUGUGCUUUGUAUAACGAUGUAAGUUAUAAAAUAUUGGACUUCUUUUGUUGUUA